AUGGCAAAAGUCAAGGCACACGAACUCACCUCCAAGUCCAAGGCUGACUUGACCAAGCAGCUCGAGGAGCUCAAGGGAGAGCUCCUCCAGCUCCGUGUGGCCAAGGUCGCUGGUGGUGCUUCUAGCAAGCUGACCAGGAUUAACUCCACCCGCAAGUCCAUUGCCCGUGUCCUCACCGUCAUGAACGCCAAGCAGCGCUCCAACCUGCGUGACUUCUACAAGGGCAAGAAGUACAUGCCUCUCGACCUCCGACCAAAGCAGACCAGGGCUAUCCGAAGGAGGCUGACCAAGCACGAGCGAACUCAGACCACCGAGCGUCAACACAAGAAGUCGGUUCACUUUGGCAAGCGCCAGUACGUCCUCAAGGCCUAAGCGAAGUCAUCUCAGCGGGUUUGUAGUAGCAACCUUGAUUGCUCUGCGUCCGCAUUGACUUCUGUCUUCGGUCUUUUGUGGUGUCUGUUUUCAUCUUUGUACGAUCAUACGUCUCUGUUCGCUUCCCACCUCAUACAACCACUUUGCGC
Molecule: messenger RNA, 521 nt
Organism: Microstroma glucosiphilum
Lineage: Eukaryota; Fungi; Basidiomycota; Exobasidiomycetes; Microstromatales; Microstromataceae
Exons: 3
Coding region: 1-372 (123 amino acids)
Biological process (GO): maturation of LSU-rRNA from tricistronic rRNA transcript (SSU-rRNA, 5.8S rRNA, LSU-rRNA); translation
Cellular component (GO): cytosolic large ribosomal subunit; ribosome
Molecular function (GO): structural constituent of ribosome; mRNA binding
Source: RefSeq, a predicted model, not a curated record